Messenger RNA from Leptopilina boulardi, 6606 nucleotides. It is a transcript of the gene Setx, whose product is annotated as probable helicase senataxin. The record is from RefSeq and is a predicted model, not a curated record. Gene Ontology annotation, molecular function: protein binding; transcription termination site sequence-specific DNA binding; helicase activity. Bases 407 to 6352 code for a protein of 1981 amino acids. The transcript has 16 exons. Gene Ontology annotation, cellular component: nuclear body. Gene Ontology annotation, biological process: termination of RNA polymerase II transcription. Lineage: Eukaryota; Metazoa; Arthropoda; Insecta; Hymenoptera; Figitidae.
GUAGUAUUGUCUAUAAUAAAGUUUGGUUAAUAUUGUUUUUUGUAAAAACUUUAAAUAAUGUUUAGUAAAGUAUUUUACGCGUUUAUGUAAAUGAAUUUGAAAACUUAACCGCUAAAUUAAUCACAUGAGUAUUAAGGUUUAAAUACUUAUUGACUAUAUCUUUUUUUUUAUAGGAAUAUAAAAACUCUUUUUUGAAUUAGUGUAUUGUGGUACUAUGGAUUUUAGAAGAAGAGAAAGAAGGAUAAUUGUAUUCAAUUCAGAAAAUAUUUGAGUGAAAUUAAAAAUGACUUAUGUCAACUUAUAGUGAUUUGGAGACAAAGAAAGGCGAAUCAAUUGAUUUUGAAUUUAAUUAUUAUUGAGGGCAUUAGAGAAAGGAAUUUAAAGAGUAAACUACAACAUUAUAAUCAUGGUUGUUAAUUACAUACUUCAACGUAUUAAUUCUGAUCAAAGGGUUUUUCUUAACAAUAGUGAUGUUUCGUAUACAUGUGGCAGAGGAAGAGAAAAUCAAAUCAUUUGUCCCAGUAUGUUUGUUUCAAGGAAUCACUGUAUCUUUAUUAUCCAAUCAGAUGGGCUAUACAUACGAGAUUUGAAUAGCUCAAAUGGGGUUUACGUUAAUGGCGAUAAAAAAAUUACAAACACAUUAUUAAAACAAAAUGACAAAAUUGGGAUUGGUGUACCUGAACAGGAUCCACAUGAGAACAAUUAUUACGUCUAUUCACUAUAUAUAAAUGAAGUGGAAAAUUUUGAUAUAAAUAAUGCGGAUGCUGCUGCGAGUGGUUCUUCUAAUCAGGUGGAAAUUAAAACGGAACCAGAGGAAAGUGAUGAGAAAGAUGUUAAUAAGAAGCGACCAUCUGAAGAUAAAGAGGGUAAUGCAUCGAAAAAACAAAAGACCAAUGAAGAACAUGGAGAAGGUACUUCUGAUCCAUUACCAAGUACCAGUUCUGCAAAUGUUGAUUCUGUUAGAAUAAAUUCAAUAAAGUUGGAAGCAGAAGAUGAGAUAGAAAUAGUUAACGUUAUUGUACAUGCCAAUGAUAAUAAAGAAUUAGCAACUAAAAAAAAUUGGAAACCAGCAGAAAAUAUUAAAUCUAAAACGAAAAGUAAUAUUACCAAUAUCGAAAAAAUAAGUCGUGAUAAAGCAUUGGACGUUGAUUUUUUAAAGAAAAACAUUACAGUUAAUAAGGAUCUUAAUGCAACAGUAAAACACAGUCCACAUUUGAAACAUAAUCAAGAAAAAAAUCCCAGUAAACAACAUGUACAAGACUCUGUUGUAAAUAAAAAUGAACAAGAAUUAAUUUUGAAAAAUAAUAAAAAGAGAAAGAUGACUGAUAUAUUUGUACCAAAUAGGAGUAAAGACAGUUUUCAAACAUCAUCCAAUAGUUAUCAAUAUAAAAAUUGUGAUAAACUAGUCUCACCAAGUACAUCUAGUGAUAAAAUGAUUACCUCAAUAAAAAUGGAAGAAGUUGAAGAAGAUGUGGUAUUUUUAGACGCUGAAGAAAAUAACAUUACUCCUAAUACUUCGAAUGUUCCAGUAAAACAACCACAAAAUCAGCAGAUUUCCACUUCAAAACUAGUCAAAUUAAAGACUGUUAAAAAAGGACCAACAACUUGUUAUUCACAGAAUGAUAUUGUUUGUUUAAGUUCCGAUGAUGAGGACGAUGAACGUUGUAUUUUUCCUUGUUCUCAACUUUUCAAUGAUGAGCCAGUGAUUAAAAGUGAAAUAAAAAUGGAAGAAAAUGAAAUUAAUGAAUCACAUGAUGAUAAAGAUGUGAUUAUACUUUCAGACUCUGACGACGAAAUUUAUAAUCCUUGGUUUGAUAAACUUUAUAAUAGUCAGGUAUAUAGACCUAGUCAAGAAAUUAAAAAUAAAUCUGAUAAUAAAAAUGAAAAAACAAAUGAAGAUGGACUUGAAUCACUUUUUUCGAAAUAUGAAGAGAAAAAUCAAUAUAAAUCGGAAUUGGAAUUUUUACAGGAGAACAAAAUUCUUGAAAUAGAAGAACAGGAUGACGAUGUAUGGGAUGAAUCAAUUCAAUCACAACAAACAGCAUCACAAGAGGCUGAAAAUAAGAUAGUUACUGAACAAAUUGAUAAUAGAAAAUCUUUAUCUAAAUAUGAUACAGAAAAAUCGCAGAAGAAUGAGAAAAUUUAUAAUGAAGAUGAAUUUUUAGAUGUUGAGGCUGACAUAAAUUCUUUACUCGAUAUUUCUAGUUUAAAAUAUAAAAAUAGACGAGAAAAAGAGAAAGAAGAUGAAAAUUUACAAAAAGAGAAAAAAUCCAUUUCACACAGAGAGAAGGAAUAUCAAGAGACUGAGAGACGAAAGGAUUCUAGAGAUGAAAAGUAUAAGAAAAGAAGAAAAAGCUCCAGUGACGAUAGUGAAAGAUCCAUUGAUGAGAGAAAACAUUCAAAAAUCAGUUCUACAGAGAAAAAGGAUAAUUUAAAAAAUAAUCUAGAACGACGAAAAAUCUUUGAUCAAGAGAAAUAUUCUAUAGAUGAAAGAAAGAGAAAUACAUCGGAAGAUCGAAAAAUAAAAAAAUCUUCUGAAUACUUUGAAAAGCGAAAAAAUGAUCAAGAAAGACGAAAAACUGUUGAUCAAGAGCGAUCUUCUAUAGAUGAAAGAAAGAGAAACACAUCGGAAGAUAGAAAAUUAAAAAAAUCUUCUGAAUAUUUUGAAAAUCGUAAAAAUGAUCAAGAAAGACGAAAAACUGUUGAUAAAAAGAGACAUUCUAUAGAUGAAAGAAAAAGAAGAAGUACAUCAGAGGAUCGAAAAAUAAAAAAAUCUUAUGAUCAUUUUGAAAGUCGAAAAAAUAAUCAUGAAAGAAGAAAAUCAAUUGAUCAAGAGAGACUUUCUAUAGAUGAAAGACAACGACGAAGUAUAUCGGAAGAUCGAAAAGGAAAAAAAUUAUCUGAAUAUUUUGAAAAUGGAAAUAAUAAUCAAGAAAAAAGAAAAACUAUUCAUCAAGAGAGUUUGAAAGAUUCUAUAGAUGAUAGUAAACAACGAAGUGUAUCAGAGGAUCGAAAAAUAAAUCAUGAAAGCUCGAGACAUUAUGUAGAUGAAAGAAAAAGUUCAUCGAUGGAUCGAAGAAUAAAAAAAUUAUCAGAACUUUUUGGAAAUCAAGAAAAAAAGAAAAAGAACUGGGAUGAGGCAUUAACGAAUAUAGAAGAAAAAGGAAUGUCAGUUAAAGCGACAAUUAAACAACCUAUUAGAAAGGCAAUAGUAAUUGAUGCACCUUAUAUGACAAAAAGUGAAAAACGUGGCAUUAAUUUAACAGUUUCAAGAGAUAAUAAUAAUUCUAAUGAGAAAAAAGAAGAAUCCGAAAAUGAAUUCUCAAAAGUAGCAUCACCACGAAUACGAAGUAGAUCGAGAAAUAGAAAAUCUCAAGAAAAUAUUUUUGAAGAAAGAAAUAAGGCUAAUUCAAUGAACAAUAAGGAGAGAAUAAAGGAGAAAUUAAAAGAACUUGCAGCAAAGCGAUCACUUUGUGAAUCUAAUUCAAAUAUUGUUCCUGUUCGAAAGUCUAAGGGAAUUGCUAAAAUUACACAUAAAUCACGACAAGAUUCAUUUGUAUGUGAACAGCAAAAAGCAACUUUAAUAAAACCAGUAAUUGCACGCGAAAGAAAAAAAAGUUCAUCACCAGUUGCACAUUGUUCAAAAUUCAGUCCAGAAUCAAAAGAAAUUCAAAUUGAUAAAAAUUCAUUUAAUAAAAGAGAAGAAAAACGUCCAAUAUUAGAAAACAAAUCAAAUGAUAUAUUUGAGAAAGAUAAUAAUAAUAAACGUCAACAAGAAGAGCUCUUUAUUAGCGUUAAUUUAAAUCAAAAUCAAGUUCCUUUGAAAUCAAUAGAAGAGAAAAAAGUCAAUAGAAAUUCAUUAAAAAGUUGUCUUCCUUUAUUUAGUGAUAACAUAGUUAAGAAAAAGAAAAAAGUACGUUUCUCUGAAAAAAUUGAUACUCGUAUCUUUGAAAUAGAUCCAAGAAAUUCUCUAAGUCGAUUCGUUGGAAAGGAUGCUCCAAUAAAUCGAAAAAAGUCACAAAUUGAGCCAAAAAUUGAUGAAUAUUUAUCACGAAUAUUUGAAUGGAAUCCAGUAUGGUUAGGUGAACAAAAGAAGCUGGCACAUGAGCCACCUGUCUAUGGCAGGCAUCAUUUGUCUAAAAUACAAACUCAUUAUUCUUCAUUCAUGGAAUAUUCAAAUGUUUUUAGACCUCUUCUUUUAUUGGAAAUAUGGAAUAGUUUAAGUAGAGAAAGCGAGUGUGAUGAAAAAAAGAGCAAAUUUCGACUACAUUAUUGUUCUGUGGUUCAGAAUUCAGUAUCAAAAAUGAAAACAUUUAUGGGUGACUAUCAAACAAAUUUAUUAAUAGAAAUAUUGAUGAGCAAAGAAGAUUUUGAUAAGGAACUUUAUCCUGGACCUGGACAUUUAUUAAUAUUUGAACUUCCAUUUUAUAAACAAGAAACAGAUAAAAAUGGAAGUUUAACGAAAAAGUUGCAGUUUCAUUCAAUUUUUGCAUAUGUUAAAAGUAAAACAAAUACGGAAAUAAAGCCCAAUACGCGAUUUAACAAAAAGCUGAUUGAAUUUACACCAAACUCGGAAAUUUUAGUAACUUUGUGUGUAUUGGCCAAAAAUGGUAUUGAACCAGUGACAGAUCAUGUUUGUAGAAUACGUGGUGCAAUGUAUUUAAAAUCAAAUAUGCGAGAUAUUUUAGCUUUACAAAAUCUUCCAAAUUCAAAUUUAGAACCAUUAAUUUUGUCACCUAAAUUAAAAGAUUAUAUACUUCCCGAACCGCAACAGACUCCACUUGUGUCAAAGGAGGAUCUAAAUGAAAGACAAAUUGAAGCUGUGAUGAGAAUAUCGGAAGCAGCUUUAACUGAAAAGCCACUAAUUUCUCUUAUUCAUGGUCCACCGGGAACUGGCAAAUCUAAAGUCAUUGUAAAUAUAGUUAUACAGAUUUUAUUUAAAAAUCCAAAUGCACAAAUAUUAGUUUGUGCACCAUCAAAUGCAGCAGUAGAUGAAUUGGCUCUUCGACUUUCGCAGAUUAGAUCAAAUCUUGAAUUCAAAAAUAUCAAAAUGGUGAGAGUUGGUCGUACAGAAGCAAUGAAUUCAAAAGUUAAAAAUAUUUCUCUAGCGGAAUUAGGUAGAAAACAUGUUGAAAAGGAUUUUUGUUUAAAUAAAAAUGAACAAAAAACGAGAAAGGAAAAUGAUGCAGAGAUGAGGAAAUUAGAGUCAUUGUUAAAUUUAGUUGAGGAAAGAAUAGAAAAUAUAAAGAGAAAUGGUGUUAAAGGGGAUCUCAGUCAAUUGUAUCGACAACGACAAAAUUUUCAAAAUAAUAUUAAAACAUUCAAAGCCAAAAUUGAUCAACGUGUGGAUUUUAAAACUCUUACUCAAAUUGAAAGAAAUAAAAUAAAUCGGGAAAUGGAAGAAUUAGUAUUGUCAAAAGCAACAGUAAUUGCAUGCACCUUAUCAUAUUGUUAUUCUGGAAUAAUGGAGAAAAUAUUUGGUGGAAAGGAUAAAAUAAAAAUUCCAAUUUGUAUUGUUGAUGAAGCGACACAAUGCUCUGAACCUGAGAAUUUAAUCCCAUUGAUGUUGGGCGUAAAGAAAUUGAUUUUAGUUGGAGAUACUAAUCAGCUGCCAGCAACAAUAAUUUCAAAAAAAGCCAAAGAAAUGGGACUGGAUCAAUCUUUAUUUUCUCGAAUUCAAAAAACCUUUGAAAAUUAUGGAGAAGAAAAUCCUAUAAUAAUGCUUAAUAUGCAAUAUAGAAUGGACUAUCCAAUAUUGUCGUGGCCCAAUUCCUAUUUCUAUCAAGGAAAAUUAAUAGAUAAGGCUAAUGUUAAAACAGUUCCAUAUAGUUCAUAUAGGGUUUUAAAUUUAAAUUCACUUCAAGAUGAAAAUAAAUUUGCCAAUACAGAUGAAGCUGAAUUUGUAUCGAAAGUUAUUUAUAUUAUGAUAACAUCCGUUGAUGUGUAUUCAUUUAAAGAUACUUUACAAAUUGGCGUUAUAACACCUUAUCAAAAUCAGAGAAAUGUUGUAUUAUCGAAAAUAGACACACUUUUGAAAACCGUUUCAUCAAAUAGAAGAAGUAAAUUUUUAAUUGACGUUAAUACUGUCGAUAGCUUUCAAGGUCAGGAAAAAGAUGUAAUCGUAAUGUCAUGUGUCAGAAGUAAUGGCAUUGGCUUCAUGUCUGACAGACAAAGACUUUGUGUUGCUUUAACAAGAGCUAAAUCGAGUCUUAUAUUAUGCGGUAACUUCAAAACAUUUCAGAAAGAUGAGAUGUGGAACGAAUUGAUCACUGAUGCCAAAAGUAGAGGUAUUUUGAUUGAUGUGAAUGUUAAUGCUUCCAUGAAAGAAAUUAAAAGUCAUGUUUUAAGAUAAAUAUUAUUACAUAAAUUUGACUACGCACUAUAUUAUAAAUAAAAUUUAUCAAAUUCAAAGUCAAACAUCGGCAGGGAAGAAUUCUUCGAUAAAAAAAAAGAUAUUUCGUGAUUGAAUGUUUUAUUUAAAAUAAAGUUUGCACUUCUUUGAAAUAAUCUUCUAUAAAAAUUUGUUAAAUUUUAGUUUCCAACGAUAUAAAUAAUUAUUUGUAAAUAUUAAAGAUAUGUUUUUCUAUAAAAAAAAUGUUAUUUACA